Megachile rotundata (alfalfa leafcutting bee) is the source of this 1194-nucleotide messenger RNA. RefSeq names its product blocked early in transport 1 (gene Bet1). Lineage: Eukaryota; Metazoa; Arthropoda; Insecta; Hymenoptera; Megachilidae. The record is from RefSeq and is a predicted model, not a curated record.
AUUCAAAUUUUCUUUCUCCAGUUAUUCUGUAUAAAUGUAUUGUGUUGCACACAGCUGAAUAAUAAAAAUUUUACACACAUUGUCAAAAUAAAGUUAUAAUAUCUGGUUUGAUCUACUAAUAUUUUGUAGAAUUUUCGUUACAUAGCUCACUUAUAAUCUUCUUGGCUUUGGUAUCUUAAUCAACUGCCAAAAUUGAGAAUACAAUGCGAAGAGCUCACUCAAAUUAUGCCUAUGAGCCAUUACCAACAACAUCGAAUCAUGACAAUUUGGAAGACGAGAAUGAAAGAAUGACAAAUCAUUUAAAGGAUAAAAUUCAUGCUUUAAAGUCAUUGUCAAUUGACAUCGGAACUGAAGUACAAUAUCAGGAUAAGAUGCUUCGUGGAAUGGAUGAAGAUUUUGAAAGGACAAGUGGUUCAUUAACAUCUUCUGUUGCACGUGUUUUACGUUUAUCUAAAGGAAGUCAUAAUUAUUAUAUUUUAUACCUAAUCUUAUUUUCUAUAGUUGUAUUUUUUAUAUUGUGGGUGACAGUGAAGUUCUUUUAACUCAAAAAUAGAAUUAAUAAGAAGCAUAGGAAGUAACUCAUCCUCAUACUAUUUUGUUAAUAAAUUAUGAUUAAGCUAUUUAUUGAGCUUUAUGUAUAAAGUUAUAUAUACACAUUUUACAUUACAAUGUACAUAAAUCAAAUAUAAGUGUAAGAAUCAUUAGGAAUCAUAUAUUUUAUGUUAAAGGGAUGUAUUUGUACAUAUAUAUAUAUACAUGAUGGACCAGUAAAUAUUCGUAUUUCAAUUACUUCUAUGGUUACACUAAAGACAUGUAGAAAUCGGUUAAUCCGCGUUCAAAGAACCAUAUGGCAAUACUUCUCAAGUAUUACAUAACCAGUUCGUGAAAUUUACACGUCUAAUAUAGUGAUUAUUAAAUUUGUAAAUAUUGAAAAAAGACAUGAGACCGUUGUAAGUUAAUAAAUUUAAUAAAGUGGAAGUAUUGCGUAAGAUAUGUCCACAUUUUUAACUUUAUAUCAAUGCGCGCUACAAGGACAAUACCACUGGUGCCAUCGAAUGGCGAAGGAUGGUAACAGUUAAAUCGAAAAUUGGGAGAAACUUUGGAAUACUGUCAUCCCACGAAAUAUAUUGCAGACAGCAAAAAAUCAAUAUUAAUAAAUACAUAAUAAAUAUAUAGCAUAUUAAUCAAUAAAAU